Tetrahymena thermophila SB210 is the source of this 1170-nucleotide messenger RNA. RefSeq names its product endo-1,4-beta-xylanase xylA, putative. The transcript has a single exon. NCBI's taxonomy places the organism in Eukaryota, Ciliophora, Oligohymenophorea, Hymenostomatida, Tetrahymenidae. The record is from RefSeq and is a predicted model, not a curated record.
AAAUAUUAAAUAAAUUAAAAAAAAUUUUAAAUAAAAUAAAAAAUCAUGGAAGUCGAUAUUAAGUUAAACUUACCCUUAAAAUAAGUCCUAUCCUCUCUUGAAAAUUCAAUCUUAAAAUAGAUAUAAUUAUCUGAAAAUAGCAUUGAUAUUUAAUCUUUAAGGGAUGCUGUAGCUUAGUUUUAAAAAAAUGUAUAGGAUCAAAUAGAAUAAUUUAGUUAAAAUGGUAGCUUUAAGACCUCUGAUGGUAUGUCUUAGUUAAAAGAUUCUACUACAAAAAAUUUCUCAAAUAACUUAUUGACUGGCAAUAAUAGUCAAUAAAAAUAGAUUUAAGAUAGUUAUUAUCACAGGUAGUUAUUAAAAAGAUCAAAAAACAAUGAAAGUGAAUCUGAUUUUUAUUAAAAAUCUGAUGACAAUUCUUCAAAUUCCAAUGAUGAUAACGAUGACAGCGAAGGUUUCAGCUCUAAGUACAAUAUUUUAUCACCUAAAGACAAAUAAUAUAUCACCGAGUUUUUCAAAAGGCAUUAUGAUCCUAGUAAGAGAAAUAAGAUGAAACUGGUUUAAGCUUGCUAAAAACGCAUAAACUAAUCAUUUAAUUCAAUAUAUUCUAUGAUUACAUAUCUUAUGAAAAGAUAUAAGUAAAAAAAUAGAAACAGAUCUAGCCAGAGAUAACUUGAUAGCAACAAUAAACAACAAUAUUAAGGAAAAUAGUAACAGCAAGAUACUUCUGAUGAUAUUGAAGACGAAUAUAUUAAUACAGGCCUAAAUUUUUCUUUAAAUUAAGAAAAAGAAAAUGAUUUAAUAGAUGAAGAGUCUAUUAACAAUCUGAUAACAAAAUAUGAAUUCAUAAAUGAAAAAUACGAUAGCAAUAAUUUUUCAAGGUAAGAAUAUUCAAACAGCAAAAACUAUGAGACUAGAUAAUCAAGCAAUCCCUAAAAAUUUAGAGAGAACUAUCAAUCCAACUAAAAUUUUGAGUAAGUUAGAAAUAACACAAAUGGUAAAUCUUAUAAAAUGGAAGAAAAUCAACAAAUGCUUAAUAGACAGCUAUAAAGCAGAGAAUAAAAUGGGUAAAGCAAAAGUAAUUAUAAUGAUUAAAGAGAUGUUGCAUAUAAUAGCUAUGAUGAAAGUUUUGAUAAUGACUUAGAUUAAAAAUUAAGCAAGAAGUAUAAUUGA